Molecule: messenger RNA, 2866 nt
Organism: Hymenoscyphus albidus
Lineage: Eukaryota; Fungi; Ascomycota; Leotiomycetes; Helotiales; Helotiaceae
Source: the annotation of a GenBank genome assembly
AUGUCAGCAGAUGCGAUAUGUGAGCUGCCUCAAAUUUCGGAGGGCCACAGAAAAAGUGUUACAUCUUCAUUACUUUCCGUCCGCCUGCCUCCUUCCCCACCAAAGUCAGUCGACGAUGGCAGUGAGAAGUCUGAUCACUCAGCAGCUCCAUCACGAAGAGCAAGCCAUGCCCCGUUACAUUCCCGAUAUCCUCUUCCGCCACCAACUACCAUACCUACAGAAAUUUUGAAAGAAGACCUCAAGACCCCAGACAACCACGUUCCCAGGGACCCGCGUCCGAUAAGACUUACCGGAAUACAUCCUUUCAACGUCGAAGCUCCCUUGAGCGCUCUAUACGACGAGGGAUUUCUCACAUCACCCGAGCUUUUUUAUGUCCGGAAUCAUGGUGCAGUACCGCAAGUGGAUGAUGCCUCUAUCCCAGACUGGGAAUUCUCAAUCGAGGGAUUGGUUGAGAGACCAAUCACCAUGACACUGAAACAGCUUAUUGCAGAAUAUGAGCAGAUCACAGUUCCGAUCACCCUUGUUUGUGCUGGAAAUCGACGGAAGGAGCAGAACCAAGUUCGCAAAUCGAAGGGAUUUUCUUGGGGCGCCGCCGGGGUUUCGACUGCUCUGUGGACUGGAGUUCCCAUUAGGGAGCUCAUCCAAAGAGCCUGUCCGAUGAGAGGAGCAAAAUAUGUUUGCAUGGAAGGAGCUGAUAAACUGCCCAACGGCUACUACGGCACAAGCGUGAAACUGAAUUGGGCAAUGGAUCCAAAUCGAGGCAUCAUGCUCGCUCAUAAGAUGAACGGGGAGAUGCUACGGCCUGAUCACGGGAAGCCUCUGAGGGUUGUGGUUCCAGGUCAAAUCGGUGGUCGAAGUGUGAAGUGGCUAAAGAAACUUGUUGUCACAGCGGCACCGAGUGAUAAUUGGUAUCACAUUUAUGAUAACCGUGUACUUCCCACGAUGAUCAGUCCUGAGCAGAGCGCGAAUGAGCCGAAAUGGUGGACAGACGAGCGACAUGCGAUCUAUGAUUUGAGUACUAAUAGCGCAACUGUUUAUCCAGCACACAAUGAACAAGUCAGUCUGGACCAUAGACGACGGUCUUAUAAAGUCAGGGGAUAUGCCUACGGUGGUGGUGGAAGAAGAGUAACCCGAGUUGAAGUGACAUUAGAUAAAGGCAAGUCAUGGGAAUUGGCUAACAUCAGAUACCACGAAGACGAUUACCGAGAAAAUCUGAAUGAGAACGAGAAACUUUAUGGCGGGAGACUUGAUAUGGAAUGGCGGGAAACAUGUUUUGCGUGGUGUUUUUGGGAUAUUGAUUUGAGAAUCGAGGAUAUGGCCAUGGCUGAUGAUAUCAUGGUGCGAGCGAUGGAUGAGAGUAUGAAUGUGCAGCCAAGGGAUAUGUACUGGAGUGUACUUGGUAACCAAUUCCUUUUCUUCCGCCCUCCUAGUAGUUAAAAAAUCGACGUUGAAAAUUACUGAUUGCUCCCCCUUUUCUAAAAAGAGGAUGCUCGGCUAAUCUGUUGUAGGCAUGAUGAAUAAUCCUUGGUACCGGAUCACCAUCACCAAGGAGGGACAUUCUCUGAAAUUUGAUCACCCAACACAACCAGCACUAAUACCUGGGGGAUGGAUGGAAAAGGUAAAAGCAAGAGGUGGGGACUUGUCAAAUGGAUACUGGGGAGAGAAAAUGGGAGGAGAAGCAGAGGAAGAGGUCGUCAUGCAAAAGGUUGAGGAUGUCAAGAUGACAAAAGAAGGCCUUGACAACAAUAUCUCAAUUGCCCAGCUACGAAAACACGAUGACGAGAAAAACCCUUGGUUUGUUGUCAAUGGGGAAGUCUACGAUGGUACUGCAUUUUUAGAAGCUCACCCGGGAGGAGCAACAAGUAUCGUCGGUACUGCAGGGCAAGACGCCACCGAUGAAUUCAUGGCGAUUCGUAACUUCUCUCGUCGCUGGAAUUAAAAGCUACGCUAACCAUUAUUUCCAGAUUCGGAAACAGCCAAAGCGAUGAUGCCCACCUACCACAUCGGCUCCCUAGACGAAGCCUCCCGCGCUAUCCUCGCAGACGGAGAGAACCUAACCAUAGAAUCAACCACACCACGUUCUACAUUCCUCCGAAAUAAAGCCUGGACCAAAGCUGUCCUUAAGUCCAAAAAAGAUGCAUCCUCUGAUACGCGAAUCUUCACUUUUACACUCGAGCACACUGACCAAACAGUCGGUCUCCCAAUCGGUCAACACCUAAUGAUGCGACUUCGCGACCCCUUCACCCGAGAAGCAAUAAUCCGCCCCUACACCCCAGUCUCUGAAGGAACUAACAAAGGAACCCUCGACGUCCUCGUAAAAAUUUACUUUGACACACCCGAACAAGCUGGUGGCAAGAUGACAAAAGCUCUUGACGCUAUCCCCAUCGGCCACUUUGUAGAUUUCAAAGGCCCAAUCGGGAAGUUCGAAUACCUAGGACAUGGAAACUGCACUAUUUCCUCCAAAGCCCGAUUUGUUAAAAAAUUCAUUAUGAUCUGUGCUGGGUCGGGAAUCACACCGAUUUUUCAAGUUCUAAGAGCCGUAUUGCAAAAUGAGAAGGAUGAGACCAAGUGCCUUGUUUUGAAUGGGAAUAGACUUGAGGCUGACAUACUAUGUCGUGAGGAGAUUGAUGGGUUGGUCAAAGGGAGGGAGGAGAGGUGUAGGUUGAUCUAUGCUUUGACCCAGCCGGAUGAGAAGUGGAUGGGAGCCAAAGGAAGAGUAGGAAGGGACUGGUUGGAAAAGGAGGUCGGUAGUUAUACUGGUGGGGAAGAAAUGAUUCUGAUUUGUGGACCGAAGCCCUUGGAGAAUUCUGUUAAAGGAAUUUUAAACGGCAUGGGCUGGAAAGACGAGACCUUGUUGUUCUUUUAG